Sclerotinia borealis F-4128 is the source of this 2352-nucleotide messenger RNA. NCBI's taxonomy places the organism in Eukaryota, Fungi, Ascomycota, Leotiomycetes, Helotiales, Sclerotiniaceae. The record is from the annotation of a GenBank genome assembly.
AUGUCGACUUCCCCCGAGGAGGAUGCAUCAGCCUUGUUUGGAAACGAUAGUGCCGCACCGCAAACGAAUAAAACCACCACUUCGGCGCCUGGAGAAGGCAAAGAGAAAGGUGCCGAGAAAACGAUAUCAUGUGUAUCUUGCAGACGUAGGAAAUUAAAAUGCGAUCGAGUAAAACCAAAAUGCGGAACAUGCGGGAGAUUGAGACACGAGUGCGAAUACCCAGAGAGGAGGAGGAACGUAGGAACAAAGAGGAGAAACAUGAAGGAGUUGGAAGCUAGAUUGGCACAAGUGGAAACCCAGCUGGUGGCAGAAACGAAACAAAUGGCCGCCAACAACGCAGUUGAGAUGAACACAAACGCGAACGCGAACGCGAACGCAGACCCAGAUUGGGGUGCGAUGAAUAUAGAUCUGGAUAUGAAUUUCGCAGAUGAGGGACUACAAGACUUAGGAUUUGAUAUCAUGAAUGGCAAUCCUGAGGCUGGAUCUUCGGUGCCAACUGGAGACUUUUUUUCCCAAGAAGUUAUAAGUCUAGGGCUACAAGAGCCUCUGCCUCCCGAAAGCUUGAUGGAUGACUUAUAUCGAAUAUAUUUCGAAAGAUUUCAUCCAACUUUGCCUAUGAUACAUAAAAGUCGAUUCUGUUCCGCUAUGAAUAUGCCGGCGAACCAUAAACCACCAGUUGCUUUGCGAUAUGCUAUGAUGACGGUAGCAGCAUCACUUUCGGAUGAAUAUCAAAAUUAUGCUGAAAUAUUCUAUGAGAGGGCUAGAAGAUACGCUGAGAUUAUGGAAAUGAAGGGCCAUGGUGAAGCUUUCGUAUGCAUACAAUCUGUACAAACUUGGUCGAUCAUUAGUAACUACGAAGCCACAAAUGCUUACUUCAGUCGAGCAUGGAUGAGCACCGGAAGAUGGCUUGAUGCGGAAAGAGAUAUUUCAGGGAAAAGACUAUUGCCUCUGUCAAGGGACUGGGUCGAAUUGGAGGAGCGACGAAGAACAUUCUGGGUAGCUUAUUACGGUGACAGAUGGUCUAGCUGCGCGACUGGAUGGCCAAUGAUGUUUGAUGAGCAAAAGAUCAAAACCAAUUUACCCUGUUCUAAUGAUGCAUUUGACUUAGGUAUUGAGGAGAAAACAUGCUCUUUAGCUGAGGCAUUGACUCCCGAGGGUGCUUCUACGAUAUCAUCUUUUGCUGGGGUUGUCUUAUCGGCAUGCUUGUUUGGUCAAAAUAUCGAACACAUGUUCAAAAGUGGCCCAGAUGAAGGCGCCAACGAUGUUGCCAAUGGUGAAUUUUGGAAGAGGCAUAGAAAAAUGGAUAACGUGUUGUCUAGUACAUUCAUGUUUCUGCCCGAUCAUCUGAGAUUACCUGCUGGACUGCGGGAUCCGAAUAUCGUCUUUUUCCAUAUGAAUAUACAUUGUUCAACAAUCUGUCUACACCAAGGAGCGGUCUUGACUGCUGAACGAGAAGACCUCAGCCAAUCGUUCAUUCGGCAAAGUGAAGCGAGGAGUUUGAUGGCGGCUGAAGAAAUCGCGAAUCUGAUGCGCCUCAUCAGUCAUAUGGAAGCAUCCAAGAUGAGUUCAUGGAUAGGGUUCUGUCUCUAUGUUGCUUCUGGUGUAAUUCUCCACGAUGCAAGGAAGGAUAGACCAAACCCUCAAAGUGCCAGCAAUUUAGAAUUUAUGAUGUCAGCUAUGAAAGCUGUUGGGAAAAAGCAUGUUAUUGCAAGACACUUUGCCGCUCAACUCGAACUCGAGAUUGAAACACAAGGAUUGGAUCGCAUGAACAUGGUAAACACUAUCUAUAAAUUACAUAGCGUUGGAUCGUCAGUGGUAGACGACGCUGAUCUCUGCGGCUUUCCUCGCGUCUUCAGACGAAGGGCGCAAAAGAAUGACUCUUCUCGGAGCUCAAUCGAUAUCAGUCAAACGCCAUUAGUAUCCACCAUAACGCCCCCACAAAAUACCCAGCAAUCACGAGUCGACGCCAUUUCACAAGCAGCACCUGUUGGUUUUGCCGUAGCAAAUUUUCCUCCAAAUACACAUCGGCAACCGGAUUCGGGAAGCGAGACGAUUGAUAGUGAGUUCAGUUGGCCUGUGACCGAGAAAACACCGUCUGCUGAUUCUUCGGCUUCGAAUACGGCAUACUCAUAUCGAAAUGCAAAACCUUCAUUUCCAAUUGGCUCAAAUGGAAAUUGGACCUUUAAUCCGGAUGCAACGCGCUUCGCUGUCGAUCCAUCAACGUUAAAUGUCACGAAUAAGGAUGCGGAUAACAAUUUGCAGGAGAAUGAGUUGUUGAAUGAUUUACUGAAUGGCGUACCUUGGGAUACUAGUUUUCAACUUGCUCGGGAUUCACGGCACCCUAGCGGAUAG